Messenger RNA from Metopolophium dirhodum (rose-grain aphid), 1693 nucleotides. RefSeq names its product kelch-like protein 12. Lineage: Eukaryota; Metazoa; Arthropoda; Insecta; Hemiptera; Aphididae. The transcript is spliced from 6 exons. The coding region runs from base 912 to 1559 and encodes 215 amino acids. The record is from RefSeq and is a predicted model, not a curated record.
CUAGACAGCCGUCUUUAUACCACAGUGUUUGUGACUAAUGUUGAAAUCGGCCGCCAUUUAUAAAGCAGGCAAUGUUUACAUAUUUUAUUUUCACAUUUAUUUAUAUACAUAUAUACUGUGAUAAUAUUAUUUUGUUGUAUAAUAUAUCUAUGGCAAUGCCAUUGAUAAAUUUAUAUUGAUUGUCGCAGGCCUGUGCAACUCGCCUACCUGCAAUUUACACAAAUCAGUAGUGCUCUUAAUGUCUGGUCCCGCUCUGGUAGUGCGCUCUAGUAGUAAUUUGUAAUUUAAUAAUUUAUUACUCAUUCAAUGAUAUAACAUCGAAAAACAUUUUUACUGUUACAAUAGUAUAAUAAUUAAUAAUAAAUAAUCUAAAACCGCGGAUUGUCGCGCGGCGAACUUACAAGUUACAACUGGCGACAUGGCGCAGCGAUGCUGUCCGUUCGGUAUAGUUAUAUAUGAUAAUAAUAUAAUAUCGUACCGUAUCAGAAUAUUACUCGGUAACCGAAAAGCGCCACCUAUCUAGAUUCUUGACGCGGUGGAAACGUGAAGCGGGGGUAUUAUUGUAUAAGGUCUAUGGUAUUUUAAUAUUUUUCCUCGUGGUAUUCACCUAUCUGCGCCAAGACGUGUAAAUGCAUUAUACCUAUUACAUGAAUUACGGAAUAGCAAUAACGCAAUAUAGACCGCGAUUAUAAAGGACUUUUAUUAUAAUAUAGAACUUAAUAAUCGUGAUAUAGAUCAAGCAGUCGCCACUCGCCAGUAAGCACCACUAUACGAAUACAAGUCGUAACUUAUAACCACUAUAAUAGUAGACAGUAGCCGCACCUGCACGAGUGUCGAGGCGUAGAGCCCAAGAGGCAAGAAGUCAAAAACGAGUCGGUCGAUCUUAACAAUUGAUUAUUUUCAAGAUAAGUAUGUCUGACCAAAACUUAACACACAUCAAUUUCUGUGCUAUAAAUCGUUUUUCAUCAUCAUACAAAGCAUUAAAUACCAUGCGAAGUAAUGUUGUCAAGUCAAACACAUUUUUAUCAUUUUCGUUUGAAUUGAUGAUGGAACUUAUUCAGAGUGAUGACUUACAUGCAGAAGAAGAAGAGGCUUAUGAAUCUAUUAUGAUGUGGUUAAAAUAUGAUCUAAAAGAACGUUUAAAAUGUCUGCCUGAGUUAUUUAAGUCCAUUCGGUUAAGUCUAAUGUCAGUUGAUUAUUUAGAUGAUAUUGUUCAAGAAGAGGAACUUAUUAGAUCUGAUAUUACGAGUAUGAGUUAUUUAUGUAGUGCCUAUAAAGUAGUUCACCAGCAGGAAAAGUCAUUAGUUAAUGUAUUAACAUCGACUUUCAAUGUUACACAUCGAAAAUUCAGUAAGAAAUUACAGUCAUAUCUAGAGAAAGAAAAAAGUGUUGAAAAUGAUAAUGAAGAUAUAGAAGAGCAAGAAAAAAGUGUUGAAAGUGAUGACGAAGAAUGUGAUGAAGAUAUAAAAGAGCAAGAAAAAAGUGUUGAAAGUCACGAGAAAGAAUAUAAAUUUGAAUAUGAAGACACAGAAGAUGAUGGCAGCGAUUUAUUUGAUUAGAAUGAAGUAAAAGAUGACCUUAAAAAAUUAUCACUACGACAAAGAAGAACUUUAAAAAAAUAUACGACUGCUAUGUAAAUGUAAUUGUAAUAAAAUUAUUUAAAAAAAUAUAAUUAUUAUCAACAAUGUUUUAC